UACAGGUUUAGAUUCUUUUGGAGGUCCGGAUACUCUCGGAGGUCUGCAGAGUUGCAGACGGACUCGGAGGAGUCGGUCGGUUUGAGGUUUUGUCGGAUUCCAGGUUGCAGCAGAUCCUUUGUGUUUCCUGAGGACCAGGUCUGAGACCAUGAUGGAGCUCCAGCUGGCGGUGCUGCUCGUUCUGCAGGUGUUCAUCAACGCUCAGGACGGGGGGGGCUCAGUGGGGGUGGUCCAGGAUGACCUCAGCCUCCCAGAGUUCAGUGACGUGUGCACAGAGGGAAGCUGUUACCCGGCAACAGGAGACCUUCUGAUUGGCCGAGCCCACCAACUGUCAUCCACUUCCACUUGUGGACUGAAACAACCCGAACCGUUCUGCAUCGUCAGCCACCUGCAGGAGGAGAAGAAGUGUUUCCUGUGCGACUCUACGAGGCCGUACGACCAGCUGAGUAAUCUGACCCGCGGCCAUCGCAUCGAGAACGUUGUCACAACGUUCGCUCCCAACAGGCUGAAGACCUGGUGGCAGUCUGAGAACGGUCAGGAGAACGUCACUAUACAGUUGAACCUGGAGGCCGAGUUUCACUUCACACAUCUCAUUAUGACCUUCAAGACGUUUCGACCUGCUGCCAUGGUGAUCGAGCGCUCAGCUGACUUCGGGAAGACAUGGCAGCUUUAUCGUUACUUCGCCUACGACUGUGAGACCUCGUUCCCAACUGUUUCCCAGGGUCCAAUGCAGAAGGUGGAUGAUGUCAUCUGUGACUCACGUUACUCUGACAUCGAGCCGUCCACUGAAGGAGAGGUGAUUUUCAGAGUUCUGGACCCGGCGUUCAGGAUUGAGGAUCCCUACAGUCCCAGAAUUCAGAACAUGUUGAAGAUCACCAACUUGCGGGUGAAGUUCACCAGACUGCACACGCUCGGAGAUAACUUGCUGGACUCUCGUAUGGAGAUCAAAGAGAAGUAUUAUCACGCCAUCUUUGACAUGGUGGUCCGAGGAAACUGCUUCUGCUAUGGACACGCCUCAGAGUGUGCCCCGAUCCAAGGACCUGGCCAGACCAGUGAGGGAAUGGUUCAUGGUCACUGCAUGUGUAACCACAACACUAAAGGUCUGAACUGUGAAAAGUGUCGGGAUUUCUACCACGACCUGCCGUGGAGACCAGCCGAGGGACGCAACACCAACGCCUGCAAAAAGUGCAACUGUAAUCAGCACUCCUACUCAUGUCACUUUGACAUGGCCGUGUUCAAGGCUUCAGGAAACAUCAGCGGAGGAGUCUGUGACAACUGUCUGCACAACGCGGCCGGACACAACUGUGAGCGGUGUAAACCGUUUUACUACCAACAUCCAGAGAGGGACGUCAGAGACCCCAACAUCUGUCAACCUUGUAACUGUGACCCUCUGGGCUCACUGAACGGAGGAAUCUGUGACGGGGUGACGGACGUCCGAGCCGGUCUGAUCGCCGGUCAGUGUCGCUGCAAAGUCAACGUGGAAGGAGAACGCUGCGAGCGCUGCAAACAGGCGCACUACAUGAUGAGCAACGAGGCUGAAGGCUGCAAGGCGUGUACCUGCAGUGCUCUGGGAACACUUCCUGGAGGAAACCCCUGCGACAGUGAGACAGGAAGCUGUUUAUGUAAACGUCUGGUGACUGGACGGGACUGUGACCAGUGUGUGUCUGAACACUGGGGUCUCAGUAAUGACAUGGACGGCUGCAGACCAUGUGACUGUGACCUCGGAGGAGCCAUCAACAACCAGUGUGAUCAUGUUAGUGGUCAGUGUGUCUGCAGAGAUCACAUGUUCGGUCGGCGCUGCGAUCAGGUGGAGUCUGGGUUCUACUUCAUUGCUCUGGAUCACUACACCUACGAGGCAGAGGACGCCACGUUUGGACCUGGAGUGACAGUGGUCCCAAGACCCCACCCACUGGAUCGCAGUCCCACCUGGACAGGUUUCGGCCUUGUUAAUGUCCCAGAGGGGGCCUUCCUGGAGUUCUCUGUGGACAACAUCCCCCACUCCAUGGAGUACGACAUCCUCAUCCGCUACGAACCUCAGCUGCCUGACCAAUGGGAGGAGGUUCUGAUGACGGUGAUGAGACCUGGACCAAUCAGAGCAGACAGUCGCUGUGUCAAUACCGUGCCGGACGACGACCACCAGAUGAUCUCACUCCAUCCCGGCUCACGAUACGUGGCUCUUCCCAGACCAGUCUGUUUUGAAUCUGGUCUAAACUACACCGUCCGCCUCAGUCUGCCUCUGUACUCGGCCCUCAGUGACAUCCAGUCUCCAUACACACUCAUUGACUCGAUCGUGUUGAUGCCUCACUGUAAGAACCUGGAGAUCUUCUCGGCCUCAGAAGGAGACUCCAGUGGGAACAGUGGUUGGGAAACCUUUCAGCGCUACCGUUGUCUGGAGAACAGCCAGAGCGUCAUCAAGUCGCAGAUGACCGACAUCUGCACAAACUUCAUCUUCAGCAUCUCCGCCAUGUUGCACCUGGGAGCUAAAGAAUGCCAUUGUGAUCUUCAGGGCUCCCUCAGCACCGUGUGUGAUCCCAGCGGGGGUCAGUGUCGGUGUCGUCCCAACGUGAUCGGCAGGAACUGUGACAGAUGUGCUCCGGGCACGUUUCAGUUCGGACCCAAUGGCUGCAGAGCAUGUGCCUGUGACCCUCAGGGUUCACAGAGUUCGUUUUGCGAUCAGCUGACUGGUCAGUGUGUUUGUGUUUCUGGAGCGUACGGUCGGCAGUGUGAUCGCUGUCUGCCGGGUCACUGGGGCUUCCCUACCUGCCGACCCUGCUCCUGCAACGGACACACAGACGACCCUGCUCCUGCAACGGACACACAGGUGAACACCGGACGCUGCAUCAACUGCCGGGACCGCAGCACUGGACACACCUGUGACAGGUGUCUGGAUGGUUACUAUGGUGACCCAGUGUUGGGGUCAGGUGACCACUGUCGACCCUGCAUGUGUCCCGAUGGUCCCGGCAGCCUGCGGCAGUUCGCAUCAAGUUGUUACCGCGGUGACAACUCCCAGCAGGCUAUCUGUGUCUGCAACACCGGAUACAAAGGUUCUCGCUGUGAUGAGUGUUCACCUGGUUACCAUGGCAACCCUGGGGAGGCGGGGGGGCAGUGUCAGCCCUGUCAGUGCAACAACAACAUCGACAUGUUGGACCCGGAGUCAUGUGAUGCCCGGACCGGCGAGUGUCUGCGUUGCCUCUUCCACAGCGAGGGCAACGCCUGCCAGAGCUGCAGAAAUGGUUACUACGGCAACGCCCUGCUGCAGGACUGCAGGAAAUGUGUUUGUAACUGGCUCGGCAGCGACGCCUCCAGCUGCCUGUCCUCCGCCGACUGUCACUGCGACCUCAGCAGCGGUCAGUGUCGCUGCCUCGCCAACGUCAUCGGUCAACACUGCGACCGCUGUGCACCCGACACCUGGAACAUGGCGAGCGGCCGUGGCUGUCAGACCUGCGACUGCGACUCCAAACACUCGUACGGGAUGUCCUGCAACGAGAUCAGCGGUCAGUGUUCCUGUCGGCCCGGCUUCGGAGGAAGAACAUGCAGCGAGUGUAGAGAGCUCUUCUGGGGAGACCCGGAGGUCAAAUGUCACGCGUGCGACUGUGAUCCUCGCGGUGUCUCAGAGCAGCAGUGUCACAAAGGAAGUGGUCACUGCGUCUGCGUGGACGGGGUAUCCGGCCCACGCUGUGAUGUCUGCAGCCGUGGCUUCUCCGGAACCUUCCCCGACUGCCACCGCUGCCACCAGUGCUUCGCAGAGUGGGACAACGUCAUCGGUCAACUGACCAAUCAGACGCACCGCCUUGUCAACAAGGUCAACGCCAUCAAAGCCAGCGCAGUCAGCGGACCGUACAGGAAGUCCAUCGACAGCAUGGAGAGGAGCGUCGCCGACAUCUGGGUCGUCCUGAACCAGAACCCAGCAUCUCAACCACUGACCGAGACCCAGGAGCUGCUGCAACAGGCCAGUGACCUGAUGGGGGCCCUGAGCCGGAUGUUGAACCACACUGAGCGGACUCUGAUCCAGCUGGAGGACCAGGACUCGGCUGCAGAAACUAAACUGGACUCUGUUACGUCGGAUGCACAGAAACUGGAGCGGACGGUUAAAGAGCUGUUGGAUCAGGUUGAGUUCAUCAAGAACUCUGACAUCAGAGGGGCGACGGACAGCGUCUCGAAAUACCUGCGGCAGUCUGUGGCGGCUGAAGUUCAAGCAAACGCCUCCUCCAUCGAUCCCGGCAGCCCCGUAGAAACCUCCAGCGCUCUACGGCAACUCACAGAAGACAAACUGAAUCAAACCAGAGAGGAGUUCCUGAGGAGAAGCACUGAGCAUGCUCAGAGACUGGACGACCUGGCGGGAGAGCUGCAGACUCUGGACCUAUCAGAGAUCAGCCACAAGACCUGCGGCAGUCCAUCAUCGGGUCAGGACUCGUGCGGGUCCUCUCCCUGUGGAGGUCUGGGCUGUGUGGACUCUGAGGGUCGGACCAGGUGUGGAGGUGAUGGCUGUGAUGGUGUGAUGACGGCGGCCAGCGGCGUCUGGAGGAAGACCCGGGACUCUGAGCAGGAAAUCACCAGCGCUAUGGAGGAAGUGGAGAAACUGUCCAAGAUGGUGUCGGAGGCCAAAGUGAAGGCGGACGAGGCGAAGUUGAGCGCUCAGGACGUCCUGAUGAAGACCAACAAGACCAAACAGAAAGUCCAGCAGAGCAAUGAAGAGCUCAGAGGCCUCAUCCGGCAGAUCAGAGACUUCCUCACACAGGAUGCCGCCGACCUGGAGAGCAUCGAGCUGGUGGCUAACGAGGUUCUGGCCAUGCAGAUGCCGACCACGCCGGCUCAGCUGCAGAAUCUGACCGAGGACAUCCGGCAGAAGGUUGGCGAGCUGGGACACGUGGAGAACAUCCUGCUGCAGAGCGCCGCCGACAUCCAGAGAGCCGAGAACCUGCUGGACCAGGCCCGCCAGGCCAGUGACGAGGCAGCAGAUGUGAAGGACUCUGCUGAGAAGGUGAAGCAAGCUCUGGAGGAAGCUCAGAGAGCUCAGACCGCCGCUAGCAGCGCCAUCGAACAGGCGGCCGCCGACAUCCAGAACACCAACCAGCUGCUGUCCUCCGUGGAGUUGGAGACGGCAGAUGCAGAGUUGAAGCUGACUAAUGCCACCCAAAGGCUGCAAAGGCUGGAGCAGGACGUGACCGUACUGAGAGAUAAAGGUCUGAACGUCACUGUUAGCACCGAACGCACCAAUCAGGAAGCAGCGAGUAUCAGAAAGGUCACAGAGGAAGUGGAGAAGGACCUGAACUCGGAGCUGAAGGAGAAGUAUGCCAAAGUGGAUCAGCUGAUUGGUCAUAAAGCAGGGGGCGUGGCUAAUGCGAAGAAGAGGGCGGAGUCACUGCAGCAGGAAGCCAAAGAGCUUCUUCUGAAGGCCAGCGACAAACUGCAGCUGCUCAAAGACCUGGAGAAGUCUUACGGAGACAACCAGCGGACUCUGGAGGUGAAGGCGGAGCAGCUGGUGGAGCUGGAGGCAGCCGUGAAGGGGCUGCUUCAGGAGAUCAGCCAGAAGGUCACCAUCUACUCCACCUGUCUGUUUUAGGGUCAAAGGUCACCAUCAACUCCACCUGUCUGUUUUAGGGUUAAAGGUCACCAUCUACUCCACCUGUCUGUUUUAGGGUCAAAGGUCACCAUCUACUCCACCUCUCUGUUCUAGGGUCAAAGGUCACAUCUACUCCACCUGUCUGUUCUAGAUGUGUUUCUGGUUAAAUUGAUUUCUAGCCUCUUAAAAUAACAAAUAAAAGGCCGUCUUUUUUAUUUCUUGAGGGGUCAACGUUAUAUGAUUCAACCUGUUGACCGUUUCUCCACAAUAACUCAAGAGUGAGCUUCUCUUUUAACAAUCAGAGAAGAGAAAGAUCAAAAAGUAGAGAGGUUUAUUCCAAAAACAAAUGAUGGUGUUUGAAUGAAACAAAUCUGACAAAGAUAUUGAAUGUUUAACUCUCAGCUUGUUUCUAAAUUGGACAGGGAGCCUAAUAAAGUUUUAAAAUGUGGAGCCUAAUAAAGUUUCAAAUGUGGAACCUAAUAAAGUUUAAAAUGUGGAGCCUAAUAAAGUUUUAAAAUGUGCAGUCAGCUGCAUUCACACACAAAGAUACUAGCUACAUAUUUUACUAUGUAGCUAGUAAAACAUAAAGCAUCAGUUGAUUUAUAUUGUUCUUGAUAUUAAAGAGGACCUUUCUCUAAGCUUCAGUUAACUUUUUUAAUUUGUACUUUGAGUUAUGAAUGUCUUUGUGAAUGUAAUAUAUCAAAGUAACCAAUCGACCAUUCAAGCUUCAUGUUGUGACCAUGUGACUGCAGCUUGUUUCACUCCCUCAUUUUGUAUUUCCUGUUUGAAAGUGCACUGCUCCUUAUUAAACACCAAUUCAUA
This is a messenger RNA of Anoplopoma fimbria (sablefish), 6385 nucleotides long. RefSeq names its product laminin, beta 1a (gene lamb1a). Gene Ontology annotation, molecular function: integrin binding; extracellular matrix structural constituent. The coding region runs from base 149 to 5563 and encodes 1804 amino acids. Gene Ontology annotation, cellular component: laminin trimer. Lineage: Eukaryota; Metazoa; Chordata; Actinopteri; Perciformes; Anoplopomatidae. The record is from RefSeq and is a predicted model, not a curated record. The transcript is spliced from 34 exons. Gene Ontology annotation, biological process: basement membrane assembly; substrate adhesion-dependent cell spreading; cell migration.